AUGUCGGUUCUCCUCGAGACCACCGCCGGCGACAUUGUCAUCGACUUGCUCGUCGAGCACGCGCCGAAGCUGUGUGAAAACUUUAUCAAACUCUGCAAAACCAAAUACUACAACUUCGCCCCCGUCCAUUCUGUCCAAAAGAACUUUUCCUUCCAGACCGGCGACCCCCUUGGCCCUCUCUCGACAGCCUCCGACGGCGGCUCCUCAAUAUGGGGCAACCUCUCCAACGACCCGCGCGACCGCACGUUUCCCGCGCUCUUUCACCCCAAGCUGAAGCACCUUGAGCGCGGCACUGUCAGCAUGGCCACGGUCCCAGCCGCCUCCGACCCGGAAACCCGCGUAGCCGGCUCCCAAUUCAUCAUUACGCUGGGCGAGGAUACAGAUUUUCUGGACGGAAAGGCGGCCAUAUUUGGCAAAGUCGUCGAAGGAUUUGACGCACUGGAAAAGAUCAACGAUGCCAUUGUUGACGACAAGGGCUACCCGCUCGUCGACAUUCGCAUAAAACACACCGUCAUCCUCGACGACCCGUACCCAGAUCCCGCUGGCCUCCGCGAGCCAAGCGCCAGCCCCCCAACGACCGAACAACAGCUCAAAACGGUGCGCAUCGCUGAUGAGGCGGCGCUACACGAAGACGAUGGCGUCGACGAGGAGACGCUCGAACGCAAGAGACGCGAAAGGGAAGCAAAUGCGCAGGCGCUUACUCUGGAAAUGAUGGGCGAUUUGCCGUUUGCAGAGGUCAGGCCGCCAGAGAAUGUUCUCUUCGUGGCCAAGCUGAACCCUGUCACUGCCGACGAGGACCUCGAGCUCAUCUUUGGACGCUUCGGCAAAAUUCUCAGCUGUGAAGUCAUUCGCGAUGCCAAAACCGGCGACUCGCUACAAUAUGCCUUUAUCGAGUACGACGAAAAGGCAUCCUGUGAAGCAGCCUUCUUCAAGAUGCAGGGCGUUCUCAUCGACGAUCGCCGCAUCCAUGUUGACUUCUCACAGAGUGUCAGCAGAAUCAGUGAUGUCUGGAGAAAGAACGCGAACAACAAGCGCAGAGCCAAUGCGUCUCGCGGCGGAUGGGGUGGCGUUGACGAGCUCGAGAAACGCAGACAAUACAGGGAGGAAGCCGACCGGCCUACAGGCAAGAACUACAACAUGACGAAGAGCGCCCUCAGCAUAGUGAAGAGGCUGACAGAGCUUUCCCCAUCGAAAGCAAACCAGGCCGAGAUCGGGACAGGGACAAUCGCCGAAGAAGUAGAAGUCGAAGCCCACGCAGGCAAGACCGUAGCCCCGACCGUCGACACAGAGACCGUGGAGGUGGACGCGGCGGCGAUGGGCGCAGGAGAGACGACGAUCGCACAGACUACCACCGCCGAGACCGGGACUAUGAUAGACGUCGAGAUGACAGAAGACGCGAAACCUCUGAUCGACAUGACCUAA
This is a messenger RNA of Akanthomyces muscarius, 1422 nucleotides long. RefSeq lists its product as uncharacterized. Lineage: Eukaryota; Fungi; Ascomycota; Sordariomycetes; Hypocreales; Cordycipitaceae. Gene Ontology annotation, cellular component: nucleus. The transcript is spliced from 4 exons. Bases 1 to 1422 code for a protein of 473 amino acids. The record is from RefSeq and is a predicted model, not a curated record. Gene Ontology annotation, biological process: protein peptidyl-prolyl isomerization. Gene Ontology annotation, molecular function: peptidyl-prolyl cis-trans isomerase activity; RNA binding.